This is a messenger RNA of Metarhizium brunneum ARSEF 3297, 768 nucleotides long. RefSeq lists its product as uncharacterized. The record is from RefSeq and is a predicted model, not a curated record. NCBI's taxonomy places the organism in Eukaryota, Fungi, Ascomycota, Sordariomycetes, Hypocreales, Clavicipitaceae.
AUGGCACUCCGAGUUCUUCUUAGCGCACUCGUGCUCUCUCCGGCAGCAGUAUUUGGUGCUCCUGCAGCCGACGAAAAUGCAGUCACUUCACUUGAUGCCUCGACUGGAGAUGGGCUGGUUGCACGCGCUGGAGGAUCUACCCUUGCCCCUCUCUUGGACCAGCUAGACCAGGUGCUUCAUCCGGAAGACAACGAGGACGAGGAUAAGCCAGACGAGGACGAGGAGGAAGAGAAGAAGAAGCGGCGACGGAUGAUUGGAGUAGCACCAAGGGCCGACGCAGGCAAGAACGACGACGGAGAGACUCAAGCAGACGUGGCCAUCACCUUCUUGCCCCGACGCAGCGAGGGCAAGUGCAAGUUCAUGAUUGACAGGGACGACGUCCCCGCCGACACGCCCCCCGGCAUCAUCUGCCUCAACGUCCAGAAGGAGCGCAAGAUUAGACACAGGGACAUUUAUACCGUCGUGUCCCGAAUUCUCAGAGAGUACGACUUGAAAUGCACCGACACCAGUAUCAAGGAGGCCUAUCUGCAGGACGGCAACAGGUUCAAAUUGGACCAGCAGCAGGUCCCCGCCGGCGAAGGGGAGACGAUACAGUUGACUCUGCGGGAUGUGCUCACUGUAAAGACUGAAUGUGGUGCGAUGCUUCAAUGCGUGCAAGCGCCCCUCAACGUCAUGGACGCUGGGGCCGAUCCAUUCAAAUGUACUCUUGAGUAUAACUCUUCCGGCGAUAUCCCGCUUAUCGAGGAGGGAGGCGCGGGUCUUAAGUAG